UCGAAAGACUUUCUCUGUGUCUCAGUGGAGUUUCCACAGUCUCUCAGCUCUGUGCAAAGCAAUGGACAGCAGGGCUCAAGGUGGUAAAGCCUACGGCGUCCUCAAGUCUCAACAGGAAGAAAAACUGACCUCUGUUAAUGAGGCCUUUCUUUCAGAUCCCCAAUAUGCAGAAGAGGAAGAGCUUGCCUCAAAGCUUGAAAUGUUCAAAAAAAAAUACAUGGAGUUUGAUAUGAAUGACAAAGGAGAAAUAGAUAUAAUGGGGUUAAAACGAAUGUUGGAAAAAUUGGGUCUGGCCAAGACUCACCUGGAGCUGAAAAAGAUGAUGUCAGAGGUGGUUGGAGGGACGUCGAAAGACACUUUUGGCUACAAUGACUUCCUGAAAAUGAUGCUGGGAAAAAGAAAUGCAAUACUAAAACUGAUCUUAGCAUUUGAAUGCAUGGGGAAGGAACAGGAGCAGAAGGAUGUUGGACCACCUCGUCGCAAAAAAAUCUCAGACCUGCCUUGAACAAGCUCUCCAUCCUAACCUGGAAUGAGUCUCAUCGAGACUCUUUUUUUAUGUUAACUCCUAAAUGCUUUAAAAUUCAUGUCAAUAGAGGAAAAUCUAAAACUUUUGUAUUAAAUAACUGAAUCUACAUAAAAAUAUUUGUGCAUUCUGUGUUGUGUGAUUAUGACAGAAGCUUUAAUACUACAAAACCAUACUGUACCUACAACCUGGUGAUAAGUUAAACAUAAAAUAUAAAUGUAUGUUAUAUUUUGAUUUGCUCUAUUUUUGCUUUAAAUGUUUUUGUGAUGAAAUGUUAUUCGAAAAAUAACAAAAUCUAUAUACAUAUAAUAGAAAGUAACUGAAAAAAGAGGAAACUGUAGAAUUUAUUAUUUUUCAAAGACAUCAAAAUAAAGAAAAAUUGCAAUUUCUGUUUCAAAAAAGUUGAUUUGAACUAAUUGAAAUAGAAAUAAAAGAAGAGAAAAUAAAUAAAGGUUUUUAUUCUGUGGUUUAAUUCCUGUUCCUGUGGCUAUAUUUUGAAAACUCCGGAUGACCGGAAGCCGCGUUUGUCUUCCGGUGAACGAGGUCAUAGGAAACGAGCUGUAAAGUUUAUGUUUAUUAAUCUAGAGAAGGUGAGUAAAGUGAUUUAAUACGAACAGCAGUUUACACGCAACAGAGAGGACUCGUUUAUACAUGCUGCACUUAGAAUAAAUCAUUUCCACACCGUC
Messenger RNA from Limanda limanda (common dab), 1209 nucleotides. Its product is annotated as allograft inflammatory factor 1-like. Gene Ontology annotation, biological process: actin filament bundle assembly; ruffle assembly. Gene Ontology annotation, molecular function: calcium ion binding; actin filament binding. Bases 62 to 505 code for a protein of 147 amino acids. NCBI's taxonomy places the organism in Eukaryota, Metazoa, Chordata, Actinopteri, Pleuronectiformes, Pleuronectidae. Gene Ontology annotation, cellular component: ruffle membrane; actin filament. The transcript is spliced from 6 exons. The record is from RefSeq and is a predicted model, not a curated record.